GAAUCACCUGCCUUGUCUUGACCUAUAUUGUAGCAAGAAUGAUAAGUUCUCAUCCCUAUAGUGGAACACCACAGCAGAACAAUUCGUACCCAGUUACAAGAAUCCAGGAAUCUGACCCAUGUGGUCAUUGUCCAAAAGAGUGGAUUACAUAUUCCAAAGAUUGCUACUACAUUAGCACUGAAAGAAAACCAUGGAAUGAGAGUCAGUUGUCCUGUGCUUCUAAGAACUCUACCCUGCUCUCCAUAGAGGAUGAAGAGGAAAUGUGUUUGUUCGGCUUCCUCAUUCAUUCUUCAUGGAUUAGUAGAAUUUCCCAGAGUAUCAAUAUUAAUCCAUCUCUGUGUCCAAAAGACUCUGCCUUCUUUCCUAAACCGUCCUCAGUUUUUUCAGCAAGUGACAAGAAUUGUCCAUUUUUCAACUUUGACUCAAACAUAAGAUCUUUUGAAAACUGUUUAGAUCUAAAAAUAUAUGUUUAUAAGCAUUAGGCAUUUUAGUUACCUAAUUUUGGUAUAAUGCUAUCUCACCACCUAUAAAGAAGAUAUUUCUCAUUUCUUCAAAAGGCAUGCAAUUUUCCUAUAUACUUUUCAGAUACUCUUUUUAGAACAAUUUUAGUUCACAACAAAAUUGAGAAGAAGGUACAUAGCUACCUCCAGUGUCCCUGUAUGCACACAUGUGUGGCCUUGCCCAUUCUCAGCAUCAUUCACUAGAAUGGCUCAUUGGUUACCAAAAAGGAACCUGCAGUUUGAAUCAUAAUCAUGCAAAGCCCAAAGUGCACCUGAGGUUUCCCCCUUGGUGUCAAAGAACUGUUUUUCCAUCUUAAUUUUAUUAAUGUAAAAAAUAUAUGCUCAGGUACAUAUUAUACAGUUCUUAAGCUUUUGUUAUUUGUUAAAUAA
Messenger RNA from Lutra lutra (Eurasian river otter), 890 nucleotides. Its product is annotated as NKG2-C type II integral membrane protein-like. Gene Ontology annotation, biological process: stimulatory C-type lectin receptor signaling pathway; positive regulation of natural killer cell mediated cytotoxicity. The record is from RefSeq and is a predicted model, not a curated record. The transcript has 5 exons. Bases 39 to 482 code for a protein of 147 amino acids. Lineage: Eukaryota; Metazoa; Chordata; Mammalia; Carnivora; Mustelidae.